Messenger RNA from Cokeromyces recurvatus, 675 nucleotides. RefSeq lists its product as uncharacterized. The transcript has a single exon. The record is from RefSeq and is a predicted model, not a curated record. Lineage: Eukaryota; Fungi; Mucoromycota; Mucoromycetes; Mucorales; Mucoraceae. Bases 368 to 574 code for a protein of 68 amino acids.
CGUCAUAUAAAAAAUAAAAAAGUGGUGCUAUUUAUCUGCUUCAUGAUUUUAUGUGAAUCUUUCUUUUAUUUUAUUUUUUUUCUUAUAUAUUUUGAGUAACCCUUCUGAUGCAAGAAUAAGUUUAAUUGGGCUCUAACGGGUUACACUCUCUCCUUUUCUUUUUUUCUUUCUUUGUUUCUCUCCUUAUUGACUAGAAUGUGUGUUGUUCUAUGAGAUAAUUGAAGGUGAAGAUGGCCUUGUAUUAUUAUGUUAUCUUUUAUCUUCUACAUAUUCUCCUUAAGUUCCAUUCACUUUCUUCUCCUGUAACCUCUUCUUCUCCUUACACCCAUAUAUCCCCUUUUACACUAUCUAUUUGAUCUAGAUUAUCAUGAAGGCCUAUGGUACUUUUAUACAUUCUGGUAAAGGAUCUGUAAUAUCUCUUAGAUUGCAGAAAUUGUUUAUAUCAUUUUGCUACAUACUUGUGCAUGCAUCUUUUAGUAGUAAAAAAAAACGACUAUACUUAUUUGUCUUUGAAGAUAGUUUACUCCCAGUUUCUAUUAUAAAUCUAACAUCAUAUAGUAUUUUUCUUUUAUAAUGUAAUGUCCAUAUAUCUAACGCUUUAUUUCAUUUCUUCCUUUUUCCCUUAGUCUACUGUAUUUAUACAAGGGGAAUAAAAAAUAUAUAUUUAUAUACAUG